AAAAUGUCCAUCGACAUUUCCUACGAUUUCUAAUUGUUCAAGAGUCUGCUUAGUGUCUUGAUAUCCCCAAUCAUGCACAUAUAUCCCUUUAUAAUCUUUAUAAUAUGAUUCUCUUCACCCUGAGACGAUGUCGUCCUCCCGAGUCAUGCCUGCGGGCAGCUUGACAACAACCCACGACUUCGAUACCUUGGACCCCCAGUCUUACACUGCCCAUCGUCUUAAGCAUGCAUCCCCUGAGCAUCUACACCUCACCUCUCAGAGGUUUUUCAUCGGACCGAUACCCGAAGGCUGGCUCAACAGCAACAGGAAAUCAUGGUACAGGCGAAGGUUGGAAUUGAGCACCUACUCCUCGAGAAAAGCAAGUUUUAAUGCCGCUGCCGACACCGGGCCUCAUCAUAGGACUCACAGAUCUAUGACAGGCUUGGAUGGUCCGUCGACAGCCGCAAGGAUUUCAUUCGGCUUCCCACAGCCAGAAGACGUUUAUGAUGAGGCAUCGAGUGCAGGCGAGGAGGCCGAGCCAGAGAGCCCAGAAGAGGAGGAAGUCCUCGAAACAACGACCAUCGAGCCCGUUGCAACAAGUGAAGCUCCACGUGAACUCGGUGAUGGGCUACAAUCAGAGGAUAACGUAGCACCCCCGAAAGCUAUACCUGUACGAAAAGACAAAGGUUUAGACGAGACGACGAACGGGUCUGCCAAGAUUGUGACAUCUCCAGGUCCUACAUCGUUUUCAACCGCGAAGGAGCAGAUGUCGGCACCAUCUGACGGAGAGCCGUCCCUGCUAGAUGAUCGUCGAUCUAGACACGAUACCGACCAGGAGGAGACCGAUGGACAAGGGUCUCACCGGAUUUCCAGCGUGGGGACGAGCUCUAGGACACCUCUCCUAGAGCCGCAAGCUGGACCCUCAAGGCCUAAGGCGCUCCAACAACAUGAGCCGGCACCCAUCAAAGACGACACCUCGUACCAACUCAAACGUGCCACUACAGGAGUUCGCUUCAAGGUUACAGAAGGGGUCCAGCAACGUCGACGUCGGAUCGAGAGCAAGGCAGAGCGAGCUAUAGAUCGCGUUGCCGACCACAGACUAAGACGCAAUACCUUGAAAGAAGGGACCAUCGUCAAGAUGGAGAGGAUGCUGGUGAGAUGUGAUCUCACUAUGCAACCACCCCCAGAAGAUUUUGACGAGAACGAGAGCCAGAAGAUCGAGAUGAGACUCCUUGAGAAGUGGCGAGAGUAUAUGGUUGUGGCUAGGAAAAGCAAGAAGCAAGAUGCGGAUGAUUUCAGAUUGCAACUCUACAAAACUAGAGUGAUUCCUGAGAUUGACAAUGAAUCUACAAAGAAGAAGCCUGCGCACGAGAUCAGGCUCGAUCCCAAGACAACAAAUGUGAACCUGUAUUCCUCCCUGGACAAAACGGUAGUCAUUUGGCAUCCAUACAAAAAAGGAACCCGAAUUUUCGUCAUGAGACCCAGUUCGACGGCACAUUCUGUCGAAUGGUACACGUUCCUUCGGGAUGCUCUGGGUUGGCGGAGACCCAGCAUUCUCCACAUCAAUGUGCCCGACCUAGAUGUCACCUUGAAGCUUGAGCGGCCUUUUGAAGGUCUGGAGACUGCUGGGGCUGAUGCGACCGAUGAGCAGACUGCGUUCUCUAAGACCAUCGAGGCUGAGAAAGCUGUCGCCGGCACUAUCAUAACGAAGUGCCUGGAUAUGCUGAAGCGUGACCCUGAAUGGUCCAGCGUACUAAAAGUCUGGAGCGAAUCAGCUCAUAUGGGCCUUGCUUGGAAGAGAUACGACCGACUGGAGUGGGUUUAUGGUGCCAACGAACAGAAAAUGUAUGGCUCUAUGGCAAUGCAACGAUCGCACGAUCUGGAAUUACGACCCAAACAGCAUUACCCUACCCGCACUCACGGACGAAAAGGCAAGCUUCAUGAUGAGCCUAGCCCGAUCGAAGGAUUUCUUAUACGUCUCACGUCUCAGAAGGGCGUCCAGCAACGAUUCGGCAAAGCCUUCUUCAAGCGGUUGUACUUUUCCACUCACGAUCAAUUCUUGAUGUUCAAUCGGCCUGCAAAGGCCACACCACCACAUCCUCCUAGGUUAGCAACGAUCGGGGGUCAGAAUAUACCUUCUUCCCAAGAGAUUAUUGAUAAAACACCAUUAAUGUUCGAUGUCGACCCAUACAAACUGAAAGAUGGUGCCGUUUCCUGGUUGUCGUCCGGCGAUAGAUUGUCUAUACAGAGCCAUGACCGAGAUGCUCUUGAAGAAGCUCGACGCAAUGUCGCUAAUAUCCUUGAGUCAGACGGCUUUGUCAAUUUAUGCUACGUGAAGAAAGUACGAAAAAUCAAAUGGGGCGCUUCCCCAGCUGAUGACACGCUCGAUGCCGGUUCCGACUCUGAUGUUGAUUUCCAUCAGGAUGUUUCAGACACCAGGGCUGAAGACGGUACGACUAAGCAGAUUGACGAUGACCGUAUCUUUGAAAUUCUACUCGACAAUGGGCUCGUGAUACGCCUGCAAGCAUUUUCGAAACAAACUCGAGAUGAAUGGAUUUCGCGGCUCAAGAAAUUGGUCAAGUACUGGAAGUUGCGUGCUGCGGCUGAGAUGGACACGUACAAGGCCAUCCGACGAGCUAAUCUGGAAGAGCUCAAUAUCGACGAAGAACUCGAAGCAAUUAUCGGACAAUUUGCGAAGAAGUGGGAAGUCAGUCGAAGCCAGGCGAGUCCAGAGCUGUACAACAUGUGCGGCAUCAGUGUAUGCCGAAGCAUCACGAUGGCUGGUCCGCUAUACCUGAAGACCAAACGUCGAGCGGCUUUUCAUAGGAGCCAUGUCAUUCUCACUGGUGGCAAGCUUCUGAUCUACCAGGCUUCGUUGAGGAAACGGACCGGUGAACAGAUUCGCCACAUACACCAGGAGAAGCAACAGGUCGUGGAUCUGACAGAUUGUUAUGUUUAUAGUGGCCUGAUUGUCGAAGAUGACUUGCUCUACCAGAACAAGACGUUUGACGCCAACCAUCCCGGCAUAGCAAGUCUGCCACGAGUCUACCUCGAAGAUGGUUGGACAAGCGCCGACGUAGAUGUGAUGACAUGCUUUGUCGUGUGGCAGAACCGACGGAAAGGUUGGUUUCGGACAGCAGCAGCUGCCGAGGAUAACAAGUCUUCUUCUGAUGGACAACUAACGAGUGACGAUGCGAAGACUCGCGGAAAAACACGAGCCAAAUUGCGCCGCGUCGGACAGCUUGGUGUGCCUGGUCGGGGUAUGGUGUUCAAGUGUCGAAGCCGGGCUGAGAGAGACCGUUGGGUCCUGAGUGUCGCAAGUGAAAUCGAACGACUCGUUGAACAAGAGGUGGAAGAAUUGGGCGAUGAAGGGGAAUUUAGGUUUGAUAGGUGAAGAAGGAAAAAAAAGAAGAAUCGGCAUGGAGCGAACGGGAUGUAUCAUGUCUAAAUGAAUUGGAGGGAGGUCUUUGAUUAAGCAUGGCUGGCGUAUAAUGGUGAUGAACCCAAGACUGGGAUACAGUGUAUAUUCGGUACUAAACUCGACGGCCUGGGAUGGAGGUUGUUAGGCGAGGUUUGUGAUCAUGGCUCAGCGACAAACAACGACGGAAAGGGGAAUGGACAUGAAAAGGUUGAGGAAGUGGUUUAGCGAAUAUUCUUAAUACGGAGUAAUGGUUGAUGUUAAUCAUGAUGAGAUAUGCAGAGUUUUUCUGGAUCAGAUCCUAGAUGAAGUGAUUCACGC
Molecule: messenger RNA, 3718 nt
Organism: Exophiala oligosperma
Lineage: Eukaryota; Fungi; Ascomycota; Eurotiomycetes; Chaetothyriales; Herpotrichiellaceae
Exons: 1
Coding region: 128-3373 (1081 amino acids)
Biological process (GO): protein localization to prospore membrane; ascospore-type prospore membrane formation
Cellular component (GO): prospore membrane
Source: RefSeq, a predicted model, not a curated record